UCCAGAUCAUCAGCCUGUCCAGGGGCAAAGCGCAGGCUACACAAACAUGCCAGGACUGGCACACUGAGACUCAAGCCUGUACAGAGCAAGGGGACAGGGGGGAGAGCCGCUACACUGCAGGGAGCAGCUGGCACUGCAAGGUGGAGGGCACGCUGCAAGUGGAGAAAGUGCCUUUGAAGAGUACCCGCUGCUCAUCCUUCUUGAUGGUCCAUUUCUAAGUUGUGUUUCCCAGAAGUGAAUCGGGCGUGUAGGGGCUCUAGUGGAUCUCUAAGUCUCCAGCUUUUACUUAGUACCCACCAAGGCUGCAGAGAUGUGGGUCUUGGAGCUCCUGCUGGGGGUGGCAUGGCUGGCAGGGCUGGUGAAUGGGCAGAACGAGACGGAACCUAUCUUACUGGAGGGCAAGUGCCUGGUGGUUUGUGACUCCAACCCAACAUCUGACCCCACUGGAGCCGCGCUGGGUAUCUCUGUGCGCUCCGGGAGUGCCAAGGUGGCAUUCUCUGCCAUCAGGAGCACAAACCACGAACCAUCCGAGAUGAGCAACAGAACCAUGAUCAUCUACUUCGACCAGACUUUGGUCAAUAUCGGAGGAAAUUUUGACUCGGAGAGAAGCACUUUUAUAUCACCCAGAAAAGGGAUUUACAGUUUCAAUUUCCACGUGGUUAAAGUAUACAACCGGCAAACCAUUCAGGUGAGUUUGAUGUUAAAUGGAUGGCCAGUGAUUUCUGCAUUUGCCGGUGACCAAGAUGUUACAAGAGAAGCUGCCAGCAAUGGAGUCCUUAUUCAAAUGGAAAAAGGGGACAGGGCUUACCUGAAACUUGAGAAGGGGAACCUGAUGGGAGGAUGGAAGUUUUCGACGUUUUCUGGAUUUCUGGUGUUUCCUCUUUAAAAUGACAAUGUCCCGGAGCAGCAAGUGACAUGGGAAGGAAAUUGAUAUUAACCCCAAAUAGCUGCAUUUAGAGACUUGGACAGGAUACUUUGUACCUUGAAAAAUACAAGACCCUGCAUAUCUAAAUGUGUGUGCACCUGCUUUGGAAAAUUAUUGUAACAGACAAGGAACUGGUGAGAUCUUUAUCGAGCAAUUUUAGAAACGAUCAUCUUUUGUCCUCAUGUCACAUAACAGAAUUACAUAAAUUAUUUCAGUGAAACAAACACAGUCUAUUUUAUUUUGUAAAAAAAAUACACAAAUCAACAAAAACUAGACGCCUCUCAUAUUUUUGUUCUCUUGGAAAAUAAAUAGGGAAUGCCAUAGAAGUAUUAUGUAUCUUGGCUGCUA
This is a messenger RNA of Spea bombifrons (plains spadefoot toad), 1273 nucleotides long. It is a transcript of the gene CBLN1, whose product is annotated as cerebellin 1 precursor. Lineage: Eukaryota; Metazoa; Chordata; Amphibia; Anura; Pelobatidae. The coding region runs from base 311 to 886 and encodes 191 amino acids. Gene Ontology annotation, cellular component: synaptic cleft; glutamatergic synapse. The record is from RefSeq and is a predicted model, not a curated record. Gene Ontology annotation, molecular function: protein binding. The transcript is spliced from 3 exons.